Molecule: messenger RNA, 1095 nt
Organism: Sodiomyces alkalinus F11
Lineage: Eukaryota; Fungi; Ascomycota; Sordariomycetes; Glomerellales; Plectosphaerellaceae
Exons: 2
Coding region: 227-1003 (258 amino acids)
Biological process (GO): maturation of 5.8S rRNA from tricistronic rRNA transcript (SSU-rRNA, 5.8S rRNA, LSU-rRNA); nuclear-transcribed mRNA catabolic process, RNase MRP-dependent
Cellular component (GO): ribonuclease MRP complex
Molecular function (GO): rRNA primary transcript binding
Source: RefSeq, a predicted model, not a curated record
CGACACACACUGUUGAACUACACCUCUUGUAUCUUUCCACCUACAGAUAAACGGGCGGUCUUGGCGGUGCCGAGCCGAUACAGUUUUGCCUUGCAAGCUUACAGGUUGACAAUGACAAUACGCCCAUAUACACCCACGAAUGCCAUGUCAUUUUAAUACACCAAGGCGGAGUUCCUAUAUUCCAACUUCUACUCUUCCCCCCCUCUCGUCUAACAUUUCCCUGGGAAUGACAACGUCGACCGAUUAUACCGAGCGGGUCGCCAAUGUCGCGGACGGCCUGAGUUCCAGCUUGCUGGUUCUAGAUCGUUUCAACCAUCGCCAUAAGAACCAACAUCGCGUCGCCACGUGGUGGGCUCGGUUUGACCUAUUCCGCCGGUCCGUCAGAAGGCUCCUUGACACUAUAAGCACAUACGAACAGCUACACGGACGAUAUGCCAGGGCGCGCUCCACCGCAAAGCAACGAGACCGGAAGGAGCCGAGCGAACUGGUCUCGCAGAGAGAUGCUAUCCUGAAAAGGGCACGCUGGCUCUCCGGUCAUGUUAUUCCGACAGUCUACCUCCCAUUCACUCAGCUCGUUGCUGACAACCAGCACGCCACUCUCGGCCUGCUCCUGCUUGGCCUCACUUCCCGCGUCAAGGCCGCCAUAGCGCCUCUGCUCGGUGACGCGCAGGAGCCUCACCCCCCGCCACAAGUCACUUCGACAACCGAGCCCAGUCAGUUGCCAUCAUCCGCCACCGUGGGCGAGCCUGCCCCGCUCGACUUUGGUGUCGUGGUUUCGCGGUCCGAGGCAAGCCUCCACCAGACCUACGAGAAGACCCCCUCGAGUCAGCAGCCGGUCUCUGGUGACCAGCCUCCCCAGGAUCGUGGCCGUGACAGGCUGCAUGACGAUCAGCCUCCCGCAGAAAUAUCAACCCAGGCACGCAUCAGCAAAAAGAGUAUGCAAAAGCCGAAGAAGAGGAAAAAGGGCGAUGAGUUUUCGGAACUGUUUGGUUCGUUGUUAUGACGGCCAUGUAUUCUACAGUGUAUUUAUGAUUUGAGUCUUCGUUCUUACUUCAUCCCAAUAUCUCGCAGUUCCUACUCGCGUGAGCCAGGUGA